Aspergillus udagawae is the source of this 975-nucleotide messenger RNA. RefSeq lists its product as uncharacterized. Lineage: Eukaryota; Fungi; Ascomycota; Eurotiomycetes; Eurotiales; Aspergillaceae. The record is from RefSeq and is a predicted model, not a curated record. The transcript is spliced from 3 exons. Bases 1 to 975 code for a protein of 324 amino acids.
AUGUCCCUUCCGACCGGUGCGGCACCCCCCUCCCCUCUGGGAUAUCAUAGGGUCUUGGGUCCCAACGCUUCCAUCAAGGUCUCUCCGAUUUGUCUGGGAACUAUGAACUUUGGGACUGCGUGGGAAGAGUUGAUGGGCAAAUGUGACAAGGCCACGGCGUUCGCCGUGCUUGAUUACUUUUACGAAAACGGAGGAAAUUUCAUUGAUACGGCAAGCAAUUACCAGUUCGAGGAAACAGAAAAGUGGAUUGGCGAAUGGAUGCAGCAGCGCGGGAACCGGGAUGAGAUGGUCGUUGCGACCAAAUUCUCCAGCGGUUAUCAGUUCCACAAGCCCGGCUAUAGUAUCCAGUCGAACUACGGAGGGAACAAUAAGAAAAGCAUGACGCUAUCUCUGGCGGCUAGCUUGGAGAAGCUCCAGACUCACUACGUGGAUAUUUUCUACGUGCACUAUUGGGAAGGCACGGCUAGCAUUCCUGAGCUGAUGAGAGGUCUCGACGAUCUGGUCCGCUGCGGAAAGGUACUGUAUCUCGGUGCGUCUGACAUGCCCGCAUGGGUGGUUGUCAAAUGUAAUGAGUACAGCCGUCAGCACGGCCUGAGCCAGUUUGUAGUUUAUGAAGGCCGCUGGAAUGCUGUCGAGCGAGAUAUGGAACGAGAAAUCCUCCCGAUGUGCAAGGCGGAAGGUAUGGCCCUCACGAUCUGGGGUUCCCUCGGCGGUGGAAAGUUCAAGUCGGCGGCGCAACGCGGAGAAAGUGGCGGGCGCCACGGUGCCAUGGAUGUCGGCAUACGAUCGGAAGAAAUAUACAGAAAGGUAUCAGCUGCAUUGGAAACUAUCGCCACCCGACGGGACACAGUUAUUACUGCGGUUGCUAUGCAAUAUAUCAGACAGAAGGUGCGAAUUCUGUCACAUUAUGUGGUUUAUUGCUCACUGUGUUCUAGGCACCAUAUAUAUUUCCCAUCUGUGGCGGCCGCAAGAUAG